Molecule: messenger RNA, 1398 nt
Organism: Bombus pascuorum
Lineage: Eukaryota; Metazoa; Arthropoda; Insecta; Hymenoptera; Apidae
Product: protein-L-isoaspartate(D-aspartate) O-methyltransferase-like
Exons: 5
Coding region: 367-1062 (231 amino acids)
Biological process (GO): protein modification process
Cellular component (GO): cytoplasm
Molecular function (GO): protein-L-isoaspartate (D-aspartate) O-methyltransferase activity
Source: RefSeq, a predicted model, not a curated record
AAAACUUAUUGGAAUCUUAAGUUCUAAACUCCUUAACUUGUUCAACCUGUAUUAUAAAGAUGUCUUCUUAGCUACUCAAAGAAAUAUUGCAGACACUUUUCAUUUGCUUAACACCUCAAUUUCGAAAGAUACUUGGAGAAAUUUUAUGAAUAUAUACAAAUUAAAUAUGACAUUCAUGAUAUGUUUUUAUUUGUUAUGUCACCUCACCUAUGAUAUUGUUAUAUAGAUCACAGUAUUUCAUAAAACUUCUCUUGGAUCAAUUGUUACAUAUUACUUUUCUUUUACAACAACAUUUCUUUUUGUUCUUCCUGAAAGAUGCGCUGUCUCUUUCUGUAUUCAACAUUGUAUUUAUAUAUAUCCUGAAUCAUGGCAUGGUACUGCAGUGGUGCUACAAACCAAGAAAUGGUAACUAAAUUAAAAGAAGCAGGUAUUUUAACAACGGACAGAGCAGAAGCAGCAAUGCUUGCUGUAGAUAGAGCACGCUAUUAUCAUGAAUCAAAUCCAUAUCUUGAUCAACCAAGGAAAAUUGGUUACAAUGUUACAAUUAGUGCUCCCCACAUGCAUGCAUAUGCCUUGUCCAUUCUCUCCGACCAAUUAUUUGAUGGAGCAAAAGCAUUGGAUGUUGGUUCAGGAUCUGGUUACUUGUCAGCAUGUAUGGCAUUUAUGGUGGGUCCACGUGGUCAUGUGGUUGGGAUCGAUCAUAUUCCAGAGCUAAUAGAAAUCUCUACGAAAAACGUAAGCGAAGAUUGUCCUCAUUUCAUCAAGGAAGAACGCAUUAAAUUUGUAGUGGGAGACGGCCGAUUGGGAUAUGCCGCUGAAGCCCCUUACAACGCGAUUCAUGUUGGAGCGGCAGCGGAAACUUUACCACAACAGUUGAUAGAUCAACUAACUCCUGGUGGACGGCUAGUUUGUCCGGUCGUUGCCAUAGAAGGUCUUCAGAGGUUUCAAGAUCUGGUACAAGUAGAUAAGAACAUUGAUGGUACGAUUACAAAAAAGAAGCUAAUGCAAGUCUCCUAUAUUCCUCUUACCGAUCCUGCUACUCAAUUAUCAAACGAUUAUUAAUACAAUAUAUUCAAACACUUAGAAGUUAUAUAAGCAACUUUCAGUGUCGAAACACAAGAUUAUCAUUGGCUAAGAUGAUGAUUAUAUCGUGAUAACAAUGAUUCUCUCAAUGAAUGUUAACUUGAACGAAUAUAUUUCUUUUUUUCCUCUCGCGUUACUUAAUAUUCUUGAGAUAAAGGUUUUUUUUACUGACACAUGCAACGAUAAAAUAUAUUUUCCAUGUAUGAACUAGCUCAACGGAGUGUUCGCUUAACGAUGUACCACUAAUAUUGUUAUAAUAACUAAGCACAUGAUUAAUGAUAUACAUUUAAGUAAAAUUGAUGAAAUUCGUUUGAA